Molecule: messenger RNA, 466 nt
Organism: Anoplopoma fimbria (sablefish)
Lineage: Eukaryota; Metazoa; Chordata; Actinopteri; Perciformes; Anoplopomatidae
Product: vesicle-associated membrane protein 8-like
Exons: 3
Coding region: 1-372 (123 amino acids)
Biological process (GO): vesicle-mediated transport; SNARE complex assembly; vesicle fusion
Cellular component (GO): plasma membrane; SNARE complex
Molecular function (GO): SNAP receptor activity; syntaxin binding
Source: RefSeq, a predicted model, not a curated record
AUGCCUUGUCUCAUGACUCUGAAGGCAAAGGAGCAGGGAGGAGUUUCAGAAUCAGCGCCAAAGGACAAGAUGCAGGUCUUGAGGGUCCAGGUAGAGGAAGUCACAGAGCAGAUGAAGGAAAACGUGGAACAAAUCGUAGAACGGGGAGAAAAGGGGCUUGUCCUUCUCGCCACGUCAGAGAAAAUGGAAAAAGAGGCUCAGCACUUCAAGCAGACGUCUCAGAACGUAGCUCGCACCUACUGGUGGAAGAACGUGAAGCUGGUCGUGGUCAUCGUGGUGGUCGUCCUCAUCAUCGUCCUCAUCAUCGUCCUGCUGGCCACCGGAGUCAUCCCUGUCAGUGCUCCUGCAGCCAAUCCCUCCAUCAAGCCGUAAACACGACAUAAUGUAUUAUCACAAUUUUAAUCCUUUAAAUGCCAGUUUGUUUACAUAAUGUCACUGUUGUUUUAUAUGAGGAUAAAAAGUAAUU